AUGGAGAGAGCAAAUGGCCCUGGUCUACAGCUCCAGCCGCUUGCAACAUUGUCUGCACCACGGCUAGCUCAUGAGGAUUCCUUCUCUUACAAGGUAAAGUUAUUUUCCAUCCUAGAUUAUUAUCGAGGUUGCUGCAGGACAAAGGUGCAGGUAAAGAGACUUCUUUUGAAAGAAGUAAUGAGUGUGAGUUGCUGGACAUUUACAAUGAAAGCCUUCUUACCCAGCCUCCAGUUUUCUCAAGGUUUUUUGAGAAAGAUAAUAAUAUUUACCAAAAUAUAUACCAAAUAGUUUAUUUAUUCAAUAACCCAAAAGUUUUCAGGCUGACAAAAACACAAAAAGUUUAACAUCCUCACAGCUAUUAAUUUCAGUUUCUAUUCAUUUAUUAAAUGGAUAUUUAAUAUUUAAAAGAAAGGAGGCUGAAAGGAAAGUCAGUGUGGAGGAAGCAAAAAAGAAUCAUGUCAAAGGUAUCUUUUUUGCAGAUGCCACCAGUGGUAUGUGAGGCAUUCUGAUAAAGCAAUGCUCCAGCUGUUAUUAACCCAAUUUGGUCCCCUUUUUUCUCUUUUAUUGAAGGAUAUCUUAAUGCCAUCAUCAACACUGAAGGUAUUUGUGGAGGGGAUAUAUUAAUUGAAAAUGUCUAGUAAACCGAUAGGGUGGCGCUGUGGGUAAAACCUCAGUGCCUAGGGCUUGCCGAUCGCAUGGUCGGCAGUUCAAAUCCCCGCGGCGGGGUGAGCUCCCGUCUUUCGGUCCCAGCUCCUGCCCACCUAGCAGUUCGAAAGCACCCCUAAGUGCAAGUAGAUAAAUAGGUACCGCUUUCUAGCGGGAAGGUAAACGGCGUUUCCGUGUGCUGCGCUGGUGCUGGCUCGCCAGAGCAGCUUCGUCACGCUGGCCACGUGACCCGGAAGUGUCUUCGGACAGCGCUGGCCCCCGGCCUCUUAAGCGAGAUGGGCGCGCAACCCCAGAGUCGGACACGACUGGCCCGUACGGGCAGGGGUAGCUUUACCUUUUUAGUAAAACGAUGCCUAGUAAACCAGAUUGGUAGCUGGGUUGCUAUUGAGGGUAUUUGGCAAGCCAACAUGACAGUGAUGACAGAUUGAGGAUUGGAGUGAUCAUUCUGUGAUAUUAUGGCAGUGGACAAAGCUGUAUUUAACUUUUGAAUAAAUGUGCUGUUGUUAUAAUAAUAAUAAUAAUAAUAAUAAUAAUAAAAUAGCCAAGACUGCAGAAAAAAUACUUUGAUUUAUUACAUAUUUUCCCCAUUGCAAGUGGUUACAGUCAUGUUUUCAGGACAGAUAGACAAAAGAAAGUUCUUCUUCACAUAGUGCAUAGUUAAACCAUGGAAUUCAUUUCACUAAGAGGUAAAGAUGGCCACCAACUUGGAUGGCUUUAAAAGAGGAUUAGCCUGCAUGGAGGCAAAGGCUAUCAGUAGCUACUAACCCUCUUGGCUAUGUUCUGCUUCCAGGGUUGUAGGCGAUAUGCCUCUGUUUACCAGUUGCUGGAAACAGCAGGAGGGAGAGUGUAGUUGUGCUCAGGUCUGCUUCUGGGCUUCCCAUAGGCAUCCUGUUGGCCACUGUGAGAACAGGACAAGCCUGCUGAGAGGUUUAGAAAGUUAGUAGGCAUCUUAAUUUGUUUUAGUCUGUUUUACUGCAGUUUUAGCCAUCUGUAAAGAUUCUAGAUAGGUUGGUCCUUUGACCUGACUGCCAGAGCUCUUAAUUUUUUCGUGUAUAAGACGCCCCCAUGUAUAAGACACCCCCUAUUUUGGGGGACUCCAAAUUAAGAAAACACCCCUCAGCACUACCCGUGUAUAAGACGAGCCCCAAUUUUAAACCUACCGUAAUUUUUUGGUAAAAAAAACCCCUAGUUUUAUACAUGGAAAAAUACGGUAUGUUCCUCCUCUAAGCGGCUCAGCGUGACGAACAAGCUUCUCUCUGCCAUUUUAUCCUCACAACAACCCUGUUUUGUAGGUUCCCCUUGUCCUCCGAGGGCAAUCCAGGGAACUUCAAGGCUAAAUGGAGAUUUGAACCUGGGUCUCCCUGGACUUAGCUCAGCACUCUUAACCACUACACCACUUCAGUUCUUUCCGUGAAGAAGGUUCCUAAAUUGGUCUCAGUUAAGCUGUGCUUUCAAAUUUUUAAUUUAGUGUUUUUAAAAUGGUGUGUUGAAUGCCUGCUUGGGGUUAGUUUCUGCUUUGGCACUGCUGCCUUGCAUUCGAGAGCUGCCUGGAAGGAUCAGGGCAGGGAUGGAAGAAGUUUCCUUUGCAUUGACCUGCAAAAUCAAGCUGGCUAAGAAACCAGCAGAAUCUGCUAUAGUUAUAUUUAUAGAAGCCAGAGUAAGUUGCCGCUUGGGCUGCUGCUGUUGUCAUUCCAUUCUUGGGUCUUAGGGGGAGGCCCUCAGGCCUGUUCAUCAGCUCAGUUGAUAGCUCAGUUGGUUAGAGUGUGGUUCUGAUAAUGCCAAGGUUGCAGGUUCAGUUCCCAUAUGGGACAGCUGCACAUUCCUCCAUUGCAAGGUUUUAGACUAGAUGACCGUCAGGGCCCCUUCCAAAUCUAUGGUUCUAUGUUCUAUGCUUCACCACAGUUUUGAUGUGCAGUGCAUGAACAUGAUAAUGAUGGUGAUGAUGAGUUCUUCAUAAUAUAUUUUUAUAUCCCACCUUUCUCCGAACUUGGGAUCCAAGGCCACUUCCAACACUUAGAAACAUCAUUGUAAAAAGUUACAGUAUUUAAAAAUGGAGUUUUUGCAAAGAAAGCUCAACAACUUUGCCCCAAAAAACUCAACAAUCCUGUGUAAAUUUGGGCUGAGUACACACUGUACAUUUAAAACACACACACCAGAAAAAAAGAAACCUGGGUUUUUUGACUUGUUAAGGGUGCUGCAAUUUGUAGCUCUGUUGGGGUUAGUUCCCAGGAUUCGGGGCGGGAGAAAGUCAUGCAUUUCAAAUGUAUGAUGUGUACACAGCCUUAGAUUCAUUUUUUUAAGGUCCUUAAUGUAAUAGUACCUGAUUUAACAUGUGACGGCUGAGUUGCUUUUUAUCUUUUAGUUACACACAUAGCCUAAAUAAAUAUACAUAGGUUUUGUGUUUACACACAUGGUUAUAUGCUUCCUAGGUAUAGUCACAUUUUUUAAAAACCCUUAAUCACAUCUUUGAAAGAGCACAGCUUGAAGAGUAUUGUAUCCCUUCAUUGUGUUACUAACUAACUUUUCUGAAACAAUGCACAGGAUUUUUCCCAUGGAGAAAAAAACAUCACAGAGAAAUUUCUACCUAGAAUCAUAGAGUUGGAAGAGACCACAAGGGCCAUCGAGUCCAACCCCCUGCCAAGCAGGAAACCUGACAUGACUGUUGGAGGGGAGGCUGUGACUUGGGGAGACAUGAAAAGGGGGGGCAGCUGAGCUUUCUGCUUGCUCCACAGUGUCCUAAACCAGACAAAAGCACAUGACAGUGUAUGGAUAUUACCUUAAUGUACUACUGACAGACAAUACAAAGUAAUUUAGCAUUCCAGUGUUGCAUGCUCCUGUUCCCUGCAGUGCUGUCCAGUGUGCUUCACCAGUCUCUGGCUUAAGCCCCCUUGUAAGAACAUAAGAAGACCCUGCUGGAUCAGGCCAGUGGCCCACCUAGUCCAGCAUCCUGCUCUUAAAGUGGCCACCUGAGUGCCUUUGGACUCUCCCCUCUGUUGUUUCUAGCAAUUGGUAAGCAGAGGCUUGCUGCCUACAACAGUGGAGGUAGACCAUAUCCAUCAGGGUUAGUAGCCCUUGAUAUCUUUCUCCAUGUCUAAUCCCUUUUUAAAGCCAUCCAAGUUUGUGGCUACCUCUUGUGGGAAUGAAUUCCAUAAUGUUGAUACACUUUGUGAAGAAGAUGUACAUUUCUUUUGUCCAUCCUGAAUCUUCCAAUAUGCAGCUUCAUUUGAUGGGUCCACAAGUUCUAGUGUUAAAGGUAAAGAACCCCUGACAGUCAAGUCCAGUCACGGACAACUCUGGGGUUGUGCGCUCAUCUCACUCUAUAGGCCGAGGGAGCCGGCGUUUGUCCACAGACAGCUUUCUGGGUCAUGUGGCCAGCAUGACUAAGCCACUUCUGGCGAACCAGAGCAGUGCACGGAAACACCGUUUACCUUCCCGUCGGAGCGGUACCUAUUUAUCUACUUGUACUUCAUGUGCUUUUGAACUGCUAGGUGGGCAGGAGCAGGGGCAGAACAACGGGAGCUCACCCCGUCAUGGGGGUUCUAACUGCCGACCUUCCGAUCGGCAAGCCCUAGGCUCUGUGGUUUAGACCACAGCUUUCACCAUGCCAUGCCUAAUUUUAUACAGUUCUGUCAUGUCUCCUCUUAUUCACCUUUCCUCCAAGCUACAAAGCCCAAAAGGCUGCAACCUUUCUCACAGGGAAGUCGCUCCAUCCCCUUUAUCAUUUUGGUUGCCCUGCUCUGAACCUUCUCCAACUAUACAAUAUAUCAUUUUUGAGGCACCCACUAUGGAAUACACUUGGUGUACACUGUUGAAUUGUGUAACUGACUGAAUUGUUAGGUCUUCAAAAUAAUUUCAAGUUAAAGGUUUGUAUUAGUUUGAAUAGGACAUUUAAACCACACUAAGGCUGCUGUCUGCUUAAAACAGCAUAAUCCUGUGCAUGUCUACUCAGAGGUAAGUCCUAUGGAGUCCAGUGGGGCUUACUCCCAGGUAAGGGGUACAGAACUUCAGCCUAACUGUGCAAUCCUAAGAUUGGCCCCCGGGAGAACUGAAGGCAGUUCAUUUGCCGUAUCCAUCACCUUGCUGGACUCUAGCCCGCACGAUGGAAGUGAGGAGUGCUCUUGUGCUUCUUUCCCUUUAGCCAACAAGGGGGGGGGGGAAGGAUUGAGCUAAAUAAAAAGAAGGGAAAGGGAUUGGGCUAAAUGACUCCAGGACUAGUGUAAUUUAUUGUCCAGCUCAGGGGGAAAGGGAUUGUGGGAAGGACUAGUAGGUAGGAGAGAACCCAUUGCCGUGAUUGGUGGCUGAAUUUGCUUCCCUUUGGCACAGUGUUAUGAUGAUGUUGUAAGCCACCUUGGCAGAAUUUGAAUUUGUUUGACUAUUUACAUUGAAACUGUCCUAAGGCUGCAGACUGAUAGCUACUUAUGUCACAGACAUGUACAUGUCAACUCGGAAGAAAGUCCCAUGCUAUCAAGCCUUAUACAUACUUGGCCAGUCAAGCAUGUUUUCUGUAGGUGCAGGUGGGGUAGAAAGCUAAUACCUGCAUAUAUCAUUUUUUCUUGCAGGAAAACCUGAUUGGUGCCCUGCUGGCUAUUUUUGGACACCUCGUUAUCAGCAUCGCACUCAACCUCCAGGUGAGCGGUGGGGGAAACAAAAGCAAAAGGAUUCCAGAGCAAACCUCAGCAGCAAAAUAAUAAUAAUGCCACUGUGACUUCUUGUUGCCUUUUCCCCUUGUCUCUUUAGAAAUACAGCCAUAUCCGGCUGGUGGGUUGCAAAGACCACCGAGCCUACUUCAAGACCAAGACAUGGUGGUGUGGCCUGUUCCUGCUGUUCCUGGGGGAGCUGGGGGUCUUCUCUGCCUAUGCCUUUGCGCCCCUUUCCCUGAUUGUGCCACUUGGUGCCGUGUCUGUUAUAGGUAAACGUAUCUUCACACAAGUUUGUCUUAUUUAAGAAGCUUAUAGGGGAAGGGGAAGGGGGACACAGAAGGCAGAGUGUGGCUUUCUUCUUAAAUAUGUAUACAUACAUACUUAUGUGUGUGACAUUUCACAAGCCUCCAGUUUGACUUAAUGUUUAAUCCUUACCAUUUUUCUAGGUGCUCCAACUUAUGGGUCUGUUUUUAGAACAUUUUCUUAUAUCAGAGAUAGGGAAUCUUUUUGGCUUGGUGGGCCAGGUCGCAGCCCAACUUUGUCAGGUGGGUGGGGCACCCCACCUAUCAAUCUUCUGACAUCAUCAUGAUGUCAGGUGAUUGAUUGAUUGAUUGAUUGAUUGAUUGGUUGGUUGGUUGCUUGAUUGAUAGGUGGUUUGUCUUGCCCACCUGCUGAAAAUCCCCUGCGUGGUGUUUUCCAAGUUCUUGACAGCCAACUGGUUGCCAAGCAUUUAGAAAGUGCAGUGCAAGGGGAUUUGCCAGCCCAGUACUCAAGCCUAGGGCAGACAAAGCUGCUUUCUGCAGGGAUUGACUGCGGGGAAACUUGUUUGUGCAACCAAUCCCACUGUGUAUCUGCCAGCCCCACACCUGAUGUCACAUAUGAUGUCAGCUGUGGGAUAGGUGACCAUCGUUUGGGGAGCACUGCAUUAUGGGCCAAAUUAGGACCCAAGUCAUGCCAAAUUUGUGUUAUAGUUACUUUAUAUAUUUAUAUUAUAUUUGGGACGCGAGUGGCGCUGUGGGUUAAACCACAGAGCCUAGGACUUGCUGAUCAGAAGGUCGGCGGUUCGAAUCCCCGUGACGGGGUGAGCUCCCAUUGCUUGGUCCCUGCUCCUGCCAACCUAGCAGUUCGAAAGCACAUCAAAGUGCAAGUAGAUAAAUAGGUACCGAUCCGGCGGGAAGGUAAACGGCAUUUCCGUGCGCUGCUCUAGUUUGCCAGAAGCAGCUUAGUCAUGCUGGCCACAUGACCUGGAAGCUGUAUGCAGGCUCCGUUGGCCACUAAAGUGAGAUGAGCUCCGCAACCCCAGAGUCGUCCGCGACUGGACUGGUCAGGGGUCCCUUUGCCUUUACCUUUAUAUUAUAUUUGUUAUGUUUUUAUUUUGUGGUUAUAUUUGUUUUAUAGCUAUCUAUAUAUAGAUAGAGUUUAUAUUUGUACUUAUAUGUAUUCUGUUUGUUGGUGGCUUUGCAAGCUGCCUUUGCAAGGGUUUGCACCCUAAAAGGGAAGCUAUAUAAGUACUUUACUCUCCCUCGUGUUAAUAACAUCCUUCACCUUUCAUUAUUUUCUCACUUAGCAAGUGCAAUCAUUGGAAUCAUAUUCAUUAAGGAAAAAUGGAAGCCGAAAGACUUCUUGAGUAAGUUCUGGAUUUUAAAAUACCUUUUUAGCUCCGGCGUAGAAUGUGGCUUUCUGUUGCUGCUUUUCCUUUGCUUCCUCCUCACUCUCUUCUGCAUGUGUGUACAAGUUGAUGAGAAUUGGUUCCUGGCACUCAGUCCUGGAAGCUCCUGUUGUUCUUGCAAAUUGCUUUUUCUUCUUUCUUGGCUGCUAAUUUGUUAGGAAUGACCGUGUGAGGGCAGGCUAGCUUUUCAUUGUUUCGGAGAUGCAGAGCUUAAAUUUGUGAGUGUUGCUAGCUCAGCUGCCUGCAUGUAGUAGUUCUGUGGCACGCUGAGAGCCUGAAUAAGAGGAAAGGGGGAGUUUGCAGACACUUCUUUGCCUGGAGGCUUGUCUCCCUUCUGAUCAGGGGCUGUGCACAAGCUGGUGGAAGGGAGCCUGGCUGGAGCCAGCUGCGGUAGCUAGGGUGGCACAACCUGGACAAGAUGGGCAUUGAAGAUCAUGUGGCCAUUAAAUAAAAUAGCAAUAAGUUACAUUAAGGUGUUCCCUCCCCCUUUCUCAGCUCUAAUUAAACUGGGUGGGUGUUUAAGGUGCAUGAUGAAAUCUAGGUCUCUGUGUAUGCAGAGGCUUAGAGGGGGCAGAAGGCCAGGCAAGGGGGCACUUGGAGCAUCUAGUGGGUUCUGUGCCAGCAGCCCAACGCAGUAAAGCAAAUUCAGUCAAUGAAUACUGCUGGCCAGCCUUACAGGAUCAGGAAGAGACAGGAAUAUAUAAAACUGAACAUAAGCAAUUUUUGCAUAACAGGUUCUGAGCAGGAUCAGUUUGAGAAGUGAAAAUGUCAGGCACUGCUGGCAGUAUUCUUAAAUGUUCAGAACCAUUCUUAUCUAGCUUAUUUAUAUAUAUUCCUCUCUCUCUGUCGCUCUCUAUAUGUAUGAAAUUGCUAUUUAUGACUCUGCAUCUAUGACUACUGGAGAGACUUGGCAUGAAUUUUCUUCAGAGUUUUGCACACCGCUACAGAAACCAAAACAGUUUAGCUUUAUUUUACUCUGGAUUUUGCAGAAUUUUAGCAUUUUUAUAGCAAAUAGCACAGUACUUGCAAAAGACUGAGUAGUCUAUAUACCACUAGCAAUCAAUAGAUCUCAAAGUGGUUUGCAUUUAAUAAAAUCCAAGUGCCUAGGUAUACAAUAAACACAAUCUCAAGCAUUCUUAAGUAAGAAGAAAAUCAAAUUAUAUAGAUAUUAUGCUGUUUUGUAUUUAUCACAAUAAUCAUAUCCAUACAAAAUUCAAAGAAAAAGAAAAGUAUGAGUGCACAUAUAUAUAUAUGUCAGAAUUGCUAUGCAAAGCAAACUCUCAAACAAUAUCCAUAUCUCUUAACUAUAAUCGUAGUUGUUAUAAAGUUGUUAUAAAAUUGUUAUAAAAUUCUGAAAAACAAAUGUGUGUGUGUGUAGUUGUUAAACAAAAAUCAAGCUCUCAAUAAUAUUCAACCAUCCUCACAAUCUCAUUCUCACUCCCUUACAAAUAGCCAUUACACAUUUAUUUAUUUCAACCAUUUAUAUAUCUUGUAUUUUUAUCUUGUGAACUUCCCUGAUGAAGGGUAGUAUAUAAAUCUAAAUAAUAAUAAUAAACUAUUUAAAACCAGAUUUUUCUUUCAUAAAUCCCUUCCACACACCAGCCAGUAAUAAUCAAACUCAUCAGUCAUCAAUAACAUGGACUAGUCCAUGACUCCUCCCAUUGUCCUUGUCUUGUGUAUGUCGUCCAAACAGCCACAGGCCUCUGAACUAACCCACUAACACAGCUUCUCCUCCCUUCCUCCUGCCAAAGGGCGCUAUGUUUUGUCCUUCAUAGGCUGUGGCUUGGCUAUUGUCGGGACAUACCUGCUGAUAACCUUCGGGCCUAACAGUCAUGAGACCAUGACAGGAGAGAACAUCACUAAGCACUUGGUCAGCUGGCCGGUUCUCUUGUAUAUGGUAAGGAGGCCAGUCUUGGAGUGAUACUAUCUGGGGUGCUUUGCCUACAUCCAAGAAUCUGCUUGCCUAGUUUGGGGUUUUAAGGAAAAACGUUGCCCAUGGCUUUUUUUUUUUUAACAGGGAAACCCAUGCAGGUUUGGAUAUAGAAAAGGGUUAUGGGUCUCCUUACAGCUGCCCACACUUUCUGAAACUGGCGUCCUUAAAUUUUGGAGAAUCAAAGACCCUUUACUGGCUUUACUGGCAAUCACUUGAAAGAUUUUAUUUCCCUAGGUUUUUAUCCUACACUAACAAACUGUCUCUGAGCUGAGGCCCAAAGGGUGUGUCAUCUCAACCUCUUCCACUUCAUUUUCAUAGCUGGAACAUCCUAAGAUGCCCAUGUGGUUCCCUCUAGAUACUGUUGGACAUCAACUUCCACCAGCCCCUACCAGCAUGGCCACUGGUCAGGAGUUCUGGGAGUUGUAGUCUAGCAACAUUUGGAAAGCAUACCACAUUGGCUACUUCUUAAGCAGAGGAAUGUGGGUUGAGGUGGGGACAGAGACCCCCUGCAACAGUGUAGAGGAGGGUGGAAAGAACAGCAUAUUGGGAUUGGAUGCUGGAGACAAAUGGCGGGUGGCUUUGUUGCUGUCCUAGGUGAAUUAAGAGCUCCAUCAUGCACCUGCUUGUGAGCUUCUCAUUGUUGCUUGAAACAGGAUGCCAGGCCAGAUGAAACUUGGCUCUGGUCCAUCAGGGCUUCCUUUACAUUCGUAAAGACUGAAAAUGGCAGAGCAUGUGCCUGGGGAAGAAGUAAAUCCCAGGGAGGGCAUAUUCACAUUGCAUAAGGCUACCUCCUUACUAAAGAGAAGCAGGUCCGAGGUCUGGUUGGAUGGGUGACCAACUGGGAAGCACUGCCUCGGGUUCCAUGACAGAAGAAAGGCAGGAUAUAAACGGAAGAGGACAAAAAUGCAUACCUUUGUGCUAUGUAAAACACUGUAACUUUCUAUGUGCCGAAAUAUAUAAAAAGAUAAAAAAAUUGUCCAGUAGCACCUUUGAGACCAAUUAAGUUUGUUCUUGGUAUAAGCUUUUGUGUGCAUGUACACUUCUUCAGAUACCAACCACCAAGGUGCUACUGGACAAUUUUUAAUUUUUUUAUAUAUAUUUCAACUGCAUCAGACCAACAUGGCUACCUACCUGUUUCUAUGUGCCGUCAGGGUAGGAUGGAAAUUGGAGGGGGAAAACAAAAUUCCCAGCUUGCUGCGAAAUGAAGUAGCUGUCGCCCAUUCUUUUUCCAUUUCCCAAAUGUAGUCGCCUCUCCAGUUCUUAACAAAACUAAAGUGUGUGUUGACUUGUUUGUUUUUAUAGCCCAUAUUUAUUUCUGCAUGGUCUUUUUCUUCUUCUUCUUUCUCUUAGCUGGUAGAGAUAAUCAUUUUCUGCCUGCUGUUGUAUUUCUACAAAGAGAGGAAAGCUAACUAUAUUGUGGUGAUUCUGCUGUUGGCAGCACUCCUGGGUAAGCUUCACGCAUGCGCUAUGUUCACACAACAUUGAAGUUUCAAGCACGUGGCUUAAUCUUCCAACCACUGUGUCUGUUGAGUCAGAGUAGGCCUGUGGUUAGUUGGCUGCCUAGCUUGUUUGUCAAAACUUUUAUACCACCCUUCUUCCUAAUGGGUCCCAGGGGUAAGGUGCACAUAUUACCAAAAACAAAGCAAUGCCCGCUGCCCAUAUCGGAAUUGAAAUUCAUGAAUUAUGAAAGCAGGGCUAAUGCAGCAUAGUUCUGUGUAUUUUUAUUCCAGUAUCCCUGCUGUUGUAAAGCAAACAAACAAAAACAGCCUUUGUUUGUUUGUUUGUUUGUUUGUUUGUUUGUUUGUUUGGAGAACACAUAGCUACAAUUGUCAGAGCUGCUUUCACAGUCGGUCCUUCUUGGUGAACUUGGGAAUUGUAGCUCUCUGAGGGGAAUAGAGGUUUCUUAACAACUCUCAGCACUCUUAACAAACUACACUUCCCAGGAUUCUCUGGGGGAAGCCAUGCCAGUUUAAAGUGAUAUGGUACUGCUUUAAAUGCAUAGUGCAAAUGGAACUGUAGUCAAAUGGUGGAAUUUGCUCUCACAAGAGAUAGGGAUAGCCACCAACUUGAAUGGCUUUAAAAGAGGACUAGGCUCAUUCAUGGAGGACAAGGACUAUGUUUGACCUCUACUGCCAGAGGCCUUAUGCCUCUGAAUACCAGUUGCUGGGAAUGGCAAGUGGGGAGAGUACAGUUGUGCUCAGGUCCUGCUUGCAGGCCUCCCAAGAGCAUACAAGGACCCCUAGACUGUUAGGUCCUGUCAAAGGCGACUGUGGGGUGUGGCGCUCAUCUCGCUUUCAGGCUGAGGGAGCCAGCAUUUGUCCACAGACAGCUUUCCAGGUCAUGUGGCCAGCAUGACUAAACUGCUUCUGGUGCAGUGGAACACUGUGACAGAAGCCGGAGCACAUGGAAAUGCUGUUUACCUUCCCGCCACAGCAGUACCUAUUUAUCUACUUGCACUGGUGUGCUUUCGAACUGCUAGGGUGGCAGAAGCUGGGACGGAGCAACGGGAUCUCACCCUGUUGCACCACUGACCUUCUGAUCAGCAAGCGCAAGAGGCUCAGUGGUUUAGACCACAGCGCCACCUGCGUCCCUCUGGCUGGCCAAUGUGAGAACAGGAUGCUGGCCUACAUGGGCCACUGGCCUCAUCCACCAGGACUCUAAUGUUCCUGUUGGUGGGACUUGUGGGACUCGUUACCAUUGGACGUUUUGCUUCCUGUGACUGUCAUUUUCCUUGUUCCCUAGUGAUGGGAGGGUUGUUGUCUUAAAUAUGUUUUAGGUUCUAUGACAGUCAUCACAGUGAAGGCAGUGGCAGGCAUGGUGGUGGUUUCGAUACGAGGGAACCUCCAGCUGGGCUACCCCAUUUUCUACAUCAUGGUGGUUUGCAUGGUGGCAACGGCAUCCUUUCAGGCAACGUAAGUGGCUCAGAGCUUCCUUCCUCUCCCUUUUUCUAAGAGCAACCUUAUUUUCCAGCUGUAGCGUACAACUGAAUGUCAGCAUAAUUGAAAUUUAAUUAAAAUGAAUAAUACAUUAAAGAGCAGCCCCAGGGGGGAAAGCUAGGUAAUUGUAUUGUUCGUUGUUAUUACUGGCAGUGGGCCUUUUAGUAGCUGUUAGCUACUUUUCCUCUUCUGCAAAGUACCUUGUGACAUUUUAAGGAUACAUUUGAGGAACGCCUUCCCGUUGCUUACAGUCAAUGUGCUGCAGUGCAGAAAAAUUGCCCUUUUGGGUCAGACCAAACAACCACCCAUUCUGACACUCUGGCUGCCGAGAGUGACCAACUAGACAGCCAACCUCCGUCAUCGUUUCUUAGCAUCUGGUGAUCUAAGAUCUGCUGCCCCAGGACGUCGAGGUUUUGUUCUUAGCUACCAAGGCAUAGAUAGGUAACUUUUAGCUUACCAAGCCUGAUCUGUGUCUGUUAAGAAAAGAAAAAGCAUUUGAGGAUGGGUUAGUGCAGACUGAAGGGGAAAGCAAUCAAGGGGGGAAACUAUAGAGCAGCGUUGGGGAGUCUUUAGCCCUCCAGAUGUUGGACUCCAACUCCCAACAACCCCAGCCAGUAUUGUCAGUGGUCAGGGGUGAUGGGAGCUGUAGUCUAGCAACAUCUGAAGAUCCACACAUUCCUCAAACCCUGCUGUAGAAGGAAAACUUUAUAGGCUAGUAAGCUGGAGCUAAAGUGUGCCCCAGGAAUUAUUGUUGUUGUUGUUGUUUUGUUUUGUUUUGUUUUGUUUUGUUUAUUGUUGUUAUUAUUACCCACCCUUCAUUCUGUAACUGAUGUGGAAUAAUUCAUAAGGUUUUCAGAUGAAUACAGUGUCUGCUUUAAUGGAGACUAAAAGGAAUCAACGAUUGUUAUGAUUAGGUCAGCCUCUUUUGAGCUGUACGUAUAAAUAUUAGCUGGAUACCUAAGCAUAGACACCUGGAUUCAAAUCUCCACUUGGCUGUAAAAUGCCCUGGGUGAUUAUCUGAACCUAAUGUAAAUUACAGGAUAUGGGGGGGGGGGGAGCACAUGUCUUCCAUUCUGAGCUCCUUGGCAGGUGGUGGUGCAAACAUGUAAUAACAAAUGGAGACUUGGUGAUGCCCACUGGCUUAGAUAGCUUUUUAAAAGAAGUUGGACAGAAGAAUGCAAUAUAAAAUCAUAUUGAUGGCUGUUUUAGCCAUAGCUGAUAAAUGGAACCUCCAACUUCGGAGGCAGUGUACAUCUGUAUACUUAUUGCUAGGGGGUAUGUGAUAGAAGAGGGCUCUUACCUAUCAGUUUGACCCUCUGCUUUUCUUAUAUUUAAAUAAUGUUUUUAACAACAUACUCCUUAAACAAAUUGAUUGCAUGCCUGUUUAAUUCUUACCACCUGGCCUGGGGCGGGGCCUGAAGCCUCAUAAGGACUGCUGUGCUCAGCUGCCCAGGAGGACUCUCCUGUGUGAGUGUCUGAGGGCCCUGCUCUUGCCGCUUACCACCUACCUGGCCCAGGGCGGGGCCUGAAGCCUCAUAAAGACUGCUGUGCUCCGCUGCCCAGGAGGACUCUCCUAUGUGACUGUCUGGGGGCCCUGCUCCUUCCUGCCACUUACCACCUGACCCAGGGCAGGGCCUGACGGGCCUCACUAGGACAGUUGCUGUUACUGCUGGAGGGGUGCAGAGUGCUUUUAAAAUGUUUUUAAAAUUUUCUUUUGAAUUUUUUGUAUGUGGGGUGGGGGUGGGAUGGAUGUUUAUUGGGCCUGGGAAUUUGUUUGAUUUUAUGUUUUUGUAAUUUUUACUGUUUUUUGUUUGUAUUGUUUUAUUGGUUUUUUGUUUUUUUUAAGGUGUUAUUUUGUUCUUAAGGGGAGGGGUCAGGGCUGCUGGGGAGUAGGUCCCAGCCAACAAAAUGGCUGGGGCAUGUUCCACAGGAGGGGAUGCACUGGGACAACCGAUCUCAGUGAUCACGGGUAGGAGGAGGAGUUACGCUAAGACCAGACCAUGUCAUUACAGAGGAGGCAGGUUUAGUCGCUGUCUGAGGACUAUCCCUGCCUCCGGGUCUGGUCCUGACUGGAUGGAUACUAAAAUCAGCAAGGGAUACCCACAUGACCUGAAGGUGCUGCUGUGCAAUGCCAGGUCAAUGAUUCAUAAGACCGCUGCCAUCCAUGACUUGAUCAUGGAUGGAGGACUUGACCUGGCAUGUGUAACAGAGACUUGGUUGGAUGAAGCAGAUGGGCCUGUCCUUGCCGCUGCUUGUCCACCAGGUUUCUCUUACGCACAGCAACCCAGGUCAUGUGGGCAGGGAGGGGGGGGUUGCAGUGAUUUUUAGGAAGUCGUUAGUUUGCACCAGGCGUCCUAUUGGGAAGACCCAGUUUUCCGAAUGCAUGUUCUGGAAGUUGGGCAAUAGGGGCAGUACAGGAUUCCUUUUGGUGUACUGACCUCCCCGCUGCACCAAGGAUUCCCUGCCCGAGCUGCUUCAGGUUGUGGCGGAUGUUCUCCUGGAGACACCUAGCUUGGUUGUCCUAGGGGAUUUUAACAUCCAUGCCGACACGACCUUACAAGGGGCCGCUCGGGACUUCGUGGAAAGCAUGGCCUCCAUGGGGCUGUCCCUGAAUAAGUCUGGUCCAGCCCAUAGCCGCGGACAUGCCUUGGACCUGGUGUUUACCUCUAUGGAUGUUGGUGAUCUGACACUAAGUAAAAGCGAAACGAAAGAAGUGCCAUGGUCAGAUCACUUCCUGGUCCAACUGGACUUCUCUGCGACCCACCCCCUCUGCAGGGAGGUGGGAACGAUUCGGAUGGCCCGCCCCCGCCACUUAAUGGAUCCAAAUGGUUUCCAGAGAGUGGUAGGGGAUGCUUUAUCCCAUGUUGAUGGCCUUUCAGCCGAUUCCCUGGUGGCCCGCUGGAAUGUGGAGUUAACCAGGGCUAUUGACUGUUUGGCUCCGAAGCGCCCUCUCCGAAUGCAUGGAGCCUGGACAGCCCCGUGGUUUUCCACGGAUCUGAGGGCAAUGAAACAAUCGUUGAGACGGCUAGAGCGCCGGUGGCGGAUAACUCAUUCCGAAUCUGACCGGACACAGGUUAGAGCUCAACGUCGAGCCUACCAAGUGGCGAUAGCGACGGCGAAGAAGACUUUCUUCGCUGCCUCUAUUGCAUCUGCAGAAAACAGCAGCAGGAGACUUUUUCAGGUGGUUCACAAUUUAGCGGAACCACCUGCGACGUCGGGGCCCAGUACGGGCCACAUGAUCUUCUGCAAUGAUUUUGCAAAGUUUUUUGCAGAUAAAAUCGCUCAGAUUCGGGAAGAAGUAGACUCCACCGUGGGAGCAGGGCCGGGGUGGGAGAGUGCUAGAGUCCUGUCUAGUCAAGUUGUGUGGGAUCAAUUCCAAUCUGUUACCUCCGAGGAUGUGGACAGGCUGCUUGGACGAGUGAAGCCAACCACCUGUCUCCUGGAUCCUUGCCCAUCCUGGCUUAUAAAAGCUAGCCGGGAAGGACUGGGCGAUGGGCUUUGUGGGGUGGUGAAUGCUUCCCUCCGUGAGGGAGCCUUCCCAGACCCGCUGAAAGAGGCGGUUAUUAAACCGCUUCUUAAAAAACCAUCUUUAGAUGCGGCCACGAUGGCCAAUUAUCGCCCAGUCUCAAAUCUUCCAUUCUUGGGCAAGGUGAUUGAGCGAGUGGUUGCUGAACAACUCCAGGCACGCCUGGAAGAAGCGGACCAUUUGGAUCCCUUCCAGUCGGGAUUCAGGCCUCAUCAUGGGACUGAAACUGCCUUGGUCGCACUGGUUGAUGAUCUCCAGCGGGCUAGAGACAAAGGUGAGAGCUGUUUCCUAGUUCUGCUGGAUCUCUCAGCGGCGUUUGAUACCAUCGACCAUAACAUCCUUCUGGACCGUCUUGAGGGGCUGGGAGCUGGGGGCACCGUCAUACAGUGGUUCCGCUCCUUCCUCCUGGGCCGUGUUCAGAAAGUGGGGGGGGGUGAGUGUUCAGACCCCUGGGCUCUCACUUGUGGGGUGCCUCAGGGUUCUGUCCUCUCCCCCAUGCUUUUCAACAUUUACAUGCAGCCACUGGGAGAGAUCAUCAGGAGGUUUGGGCUGGGUGUUCAUCAGUAUGCGGAUGAUACCCAGCUCUACCUCUCUUUUAAAUCAGAACCAGUGAAGGCGGUGAAGGUCCUGUGUGAGUGUCUGGAGGCGGUUGGAGGAUGGAUGGCGGCUAACAGAUUGAGGUUGAAUCCUGACAAGACAGAAGUACUGUUUUGGGGGGACAGGAGGCGGGCAGGUGUGGAGGAUUCCCUGGUCCUGAAUGGGGUAACUGUGCCCCUGAAGGACCAGGUGCGCAGCCUGGGUGUCAUUUUGGACUCACAGCUGUCCAUGGAGGCACAGGUCAAAUCUGUAUCCAGGGCAGCUGUUUACCAGCUCCAUCUGGUACGUAGGCUGAGACCCUAUCUCCCUGCAGACUGUCUCGCCAGAGUGGUGCAUGCUCUGGUGGUGCAUGCUCCAGAGAAGCGGACACGGAGCAAUGGAUCCAAACUACAAGAAAGAAGAUUCCACCUAAACAUUAGGAAGAACUUCCUGACAGUAAGAGCUGUUCGACAGUGGAAUUUGCUGCCAAGGAGUGUGGUGGAGUCUCCUUCUUUGGAGGUCUUUAAGCAGAGGCUUGACAACCAUAUGUCAGGAGUGCUCUGAUGGUGUUUCCUGCUUGGCAGGGGGUUGGACUCGAUGGCCCUUGUGGUCUCUUCCAACUCUAUGAUUCUAUGAUUCUAUGGUUAUCUCCCGCUUGGACUACUGCAAUGCGCUCUACGUGGGGCUACCUUUGAAGGUGACCCGGAAACUACAACUAAUCCAGAAUGCGGCAGCUAGACUGGUGACUGGGGGCGGCCGCCGAGACCAUAUAACACUGGUCUUGAAAGACCUGCAUUGGCUCCCAGUACGUUUCCAAGCACAAUUCAAAGUGUUGGUGCUGACCUUUAAAGCCCUAAACGGCCUUGGUCCAGUAUAUCUGAAGGAGCGUCUCCUCCCCCAUCGUUUUGCCCGGACACUGAGGUCCAGCUCCGAGGGCCUUCUGGCGGUUCCCUCACUGCGAGAGGCCAAGUUACAGGGAACCAGGCAGAGGGCCUUCUCGGUAGUGGCGCCCGCCCUGUGGAACGCCCUCCCAUCAGAUGUCAAAGAGAUAAACAACUACCUGACAUUCAGAAGACAUCUGAAGGCAGCCCUGUUCAGGGAAGUUUUUAAUAUGUGACAUUUUAGUGUAUUUUUCAUCUUUGUUGGAAGCUGCCCAGAGUGGCUGGGGAAACCCAGCCAGAUGGGCGGGGUACAAAUAAUAAAUUAUUAUUAAUAUUAUUAUUAUUAUUAUUAUUAUUAUUUCUACUUCUUGAUCGUAGGUUUUUAACACAAGCAACACAGCUGUAUGAUGCAUCACAGAUUGCCAGCAUAGGAUACAUCUUGUCCACUGCAAUAGCAAUUACUGCAGGUAAAAGAAAUAAGGAAAAAUAACCUAAACUGGUGGUUGGAGCAAGUCAACAAAGUUCUGUGGCCUGAGAUGGGCUCCUAAGAAAAUAAUGGCUGAUGGGAGUUGCUGUCCAAAACAUCUGGAGGGCACCAGGUUGACAAAGGCUGGAUUACAGCAUAGCAUAGUUUCACUGGGAAGGGCCGUAGCUCAAUGGGCAGAGCACGCAGAAGGUCCAAAUUCAAUCCCCAGCAUCUACAGGUAGGGCUGAGAGAGACCCCGUUGAAGCCCUGGAGAUCUGCUGCCAGUGAGUGGAAACAGUACUGAGCCAGAUGGAUCCAAAGGUCUGAUUCUGUGUAUAAGGCAGCUUCCUAUGUUCCACUUAGGCUCACGCCCAGAGUGUAGUUUGCAUUCAGAAGCUCAUUCUUGGAAAGAGAUAAUGUUUUAUGUGACACAUUCAGUAUACUUUCUGAAAACAAGCCAAGGAUCUCAAGGAUCUCAAGUUUGCCAGUAGUGAAGGGAAGGGAUAAACAAGGGUAAUAAGGGAUGACUACCAGAUGCCAGGAGUGAAGGUUUAACUCGGCCUUUGGCCAACUGUUGCCCUCCAGGUCUUUGGAACUACUACAACUCCCAGCUGCUUCCCAUGCGUAAUAUAAAAUGAAAUAACAGAUGAUUAGCUUUUGUCUAGCAAUUGGCAAAAACUUUGUGUUUGAAGAUGCUGUAUGUCAUGUUUCCAUUUCCCCCUCCCUCCUGGGUCAGGUGCGACCUUCUACUUGGACUUCAUUGGAGAAGACAUACUUCAUAUAUGCAUGUUUGCCUUGGGGUAAGUUUACAGUAUUGAUUUAGGGGUAGUGCAGUGUGCUAUUAUUUUGGGAACUUUUGCUUCAUCAUUGCAUUUUACAUAAUCUGGGUGGGGCAGACGGGAAUUCCCAAUUCUUAGCACCUCAAAGCCUUAGUAGCUGCCUUAGUCCAAACUUUGCUGUCCUGGUGCCCUCCAGACAUUUUGGACUACAACUUCCAUGAGCCCCAGCUAUCACACGUGUAAUGUGACAUUAUUAAAGACCAGCAAGUUGUCAGUUCUUAUGAUCCAGAGAGAGUUUUCUUUUAUGAGCAGUCUCUCUCUCCCUCUCAAGGCAGAAGGGACUUCUCUUUCUCUCUAUUACCUCCUGACCCAAACCAUUCUGUCCCAUCUUGGCGGAUGUUGUAAGCCAAGAAAGGCAGGCAUUUAUUUAUUUAUUUAUUUAUUUAUUUACGGCUAUUAGCCCAUAAAGUAUGUACAAACAUAAAAGCACAGAGGCAUAAAGACUAAUAUAUUCGGCACCAGAAGGUGAACACCAUGAUGCAGGGGUGGGUCAUUGAGCAGAGCCAGAUAACAGCUUGGGGCCCGGAGAGCUCCAAGGGACGGAUCCCAGAAAAGGAGAACUGAAGACGGGAUCCGACAUGCACUCUCUUCAAAACUGACCGAUUAGUUUUUGAUGUUGUUGUUUUUGGUGGUUUUUGUGUGUGAGAUAACUGCAUUCAGGAAUCUCGCCACCUGCAGAGUUACAGAAGGAUCUGUAUCCUGCAAAAGUAGUGCGGCAUGUGACUCAGCAGGCCUGCCAACCAAGCGCAGUAAAGCAGGGCCCAGGAAUUUAGUCCUGGCUAUGCUAUGUCGGGGACAGUUGAACAUUAUAUGUGAGAGAGAAUCAACAGUUUUCCCGUCACACACGCAUAGCGGAGACACCAAACCCUUGGAAAAUCUGUGACUCAGCAGGUUCGAUGGAAAGACAUUGAACCUUGCACGAAUAAAUGCAUGUCGGUGUGGUACAGAUGAAAGAGAUGACAUGUAUGAUGGAAGGCCAAGUGGUGAGGUUAUUCCGUGAUACCUGGGGAGCAGACACCCUCACCCCGGCGAGGUUGUGUUGAUUUUCAAUGUCUGCUAAUCUCUGCUCAAUAAGUCUUUUGGCUGAGCGUAAGUUCAUCUUUAAGGAGUCCGCUGGGGAAAUUCCGAUGCUCAGAAGUUUGGCAUGGAUUUUUCCUACCGAAAGGCAGGCAAGCAGGUGGUAAGCCACAUUUCUCCCUGUACUUUGUCUCCAUCCUGAGCAGGCAGGCCUUGGCAUUUAAGCUAAUCCUGAAAAGAAACCUGAGUUAAUGGUGCUCUGGGCUCCUUUCACUAGUUCUGCCGUAGACAAAGUGGUGUCCAAGUUGCUAUGUAUACAAGCAAUUUUAUGGUGGUGGUUGUUAAGAUUUUUAUUUUUACCCCACCCAUUCUCCCAAAGUUGCCCAGGGCAGCAAACAAUAAAGUAGUAAUACAAUUUAAAAUAAAGUGAAAACAUUUUAAAAUAUCAAAAUCGAAAAAUGUUUAAAAACAGUAACAUAUAGCCAAUGAUUGUACAGUUUCGUUCUCAAAGCAGGCUGCAGAAUUACGAUCUCGUUGCAGGAACUCGUUUUAUUUUAGUGCAGUCUACAAAUAGCGCUUGCAUAGCACAAUGUUACACCAGCGAGCUCUUUACUAGAACUGUUUACAGUAUUACUUUGCCUCAUGAACUGCAUUGGUCAGUAGGAAAACAGCUUUUUCAGCCUUUUUAAGCAAUAACCGGCUAACAUGAGAUCAAGUUGUUGUUUAAAUUCCUUUGCUGUCAGCUUCUUUGCUCCUUCUGUUAUUUCACAAAGCAAUUGUAUUCUCUGAUUCCCCCACCCACCCAGGUGCCUCAUUGCAUUUUUAGGCGUCUUCUUGAUCACUAGAAACAAGAGGAAAUCAAUCUUUUUCGAACCGUACAUCUCCAUGGAUGCUAUGCCAAGUAAGGCAAAAAAAAAAUAAAUCUUUCUUUUCAUGAGCAAGUUAAUAGUGACACAUUUUUAAAAAUGUCAUCUGCCUGUCUGGCCCCAGCUGCAUUACAUAUUUAAAGCAGUAUUCUAUCACUUUCAACAGCCACGGCUUCCCUUCAAAAAUCCCCAGAACUGGUUUAAUUGGGUCUGUUUUCUGGACAAUUAUCAAUCAAUCAUUUUACUUGUAUGCUGCCUUUCCAAAGUUAAAGUUAUGCUCGAGUCGGCUUACAACAUAUAAAAAAAAUCACGUAAUUACAAACAUAACAAAAGUAGUCAAACAAUAUGCAAAACAUCAAAAAGAACACGACCAGAUUGAACAAUUUCCACAUAAAUCAUACAAUCAAAAAUAAAGAUACAAAAAAUAACAGCAACAACAGCAACGGACCCCAAACAAUACCCUUUCCCCCAGAUAAUACCCCAGUCCAAUACAGUGGUACCUUGGGUUACAGACGCUUCAGGUUGCGUGUUUUCAGGUUGUGCACCGUGCUGAACCUGGAAGUACCGUAUCGGGUUACUUCCGGGUUUUGGCGCUUGCACACGCACAGAAGCGCUGAAUCGCGACUCAUGCGUGCGCAGACGUGGCGCUGCGGGUUGCGAACGUUUCUCCCGCACGGAUCAUAUUCACAACCCGAGGUUCCACUGUAUUCUAUUCAGCAGCCUCAGCUUUUGUAGCUGGAGCCAGCCAGAGCCUUGUCCUCUCUCCCCUAAUGGUGUCCCUCUUGGUGGUGACUGAGCCAUCCAAUUUGCCUAGAAUAGGUCUGAGUAACCUGUGGUUCUCCAUUUGCUGUGGACUCUAACUCCCAUCACCAGCAUGGCCAGUGGUCAGGGAUGAUGGGAGUUGGAGUCCAACAUCAUCUUGGCUGGCUGCAGCUCAGCCACCCCUGGCCUAGGAAGUUUUCAGUUGUUUGUGGUCUUGACAUUUACUAUUACUUAUUAAGAAACAAAGGGAUGCGGGUGGUGCUGUGGGUAAAACCUCAGCGCCUAGGGCUUGCCGAUCACAUGGUCGGCGGUUCGAAUCCCCGCGGCGGGGUGAGCUCCCGUCUUUCGGUCCCAGCUCCUGCCCACCUAGCAGUUCGAAAGCACCCCUAAAGUGCAAGUAGAUAAAUAGGUACCACUUUAUAGCGGGAAGGUAAACGGCAUUUCCGUGUGCUGCGCUGGUGCCGGCUCGCCAGAGCAGCUUCGUCACGCUGGCCACGUGACCCAGAAGUGUCUCCGGACAGCGCUGGCCCCCGGCCUCUUAAGUGAGAUGGGCGCACAACCCUAGAGUUGGACACAACUGGCCCGUAUGGGCAGGGGUACCUUUACCUUUACCUAUUAAGUAACAACUUACACUAAAUAUUGCUUAAGGAGAGGAAUAUCAGCUUAUUUUAAUUCUUUCACAAUUCUCAAGUAACAGCCAUAGAAUGAUUAUGGAGACACUUAUAGGGAGUUGCCUCACGUAAAUCAGGGAUUGAGAAGCUUUGGCCCUUCAGAUGUUACCGAACUCCAGCUCCCAUGAUUCCCAGCCACCAUGGCCAAAAAUCAAUGGAUGGUGGGAAUUCUAGCCCAACAAUAUCUGGAGGGUCACAGGUUCCCCAACCCUUCCGUAAAUGAAGCCCUUUAUUUAUUAUUUGGUGUCUUAUUAUGCAAAAGAUCCCAAGUUCAAUUCCUGUCAGUUGCCAAGUGAAAAGGACCUUGGGUGGUAAGGCUGGAAAAGAUGCCAACCUGAGGCCCUGGACAGCUGCUGCUGGUCAGAGGAUGUGGCACUAGGCUAGACAGAUCAGUGUUCUGAUUUAAUAUAAACCAGCUUCGUAUGAUUAUGUGCAUAAGUGGGAAAGAAAGCAGUUUAUAGUCCCUCACCCCCCCCCAAAAAAAGCCUCUUUCAAAUGAUGUAUUUUCCCUCCCUUCUUGUCUGUAGGCAUGCAGAAUUUGCAUGACAACGGAACGGCAGUUCAGCCUGAGCUCAAAACGUCAUUUUCCUAUGGUGCCCUGGAGAACAACGACGCCAUCUCUGAGAUCUACGCACCUGCUACGUUGCCGAUAGUGCAGGAGGAACAUGGUUCGAGGGGGUCAUCUGUGCCUCCCUACCGGGUCAUGGAGCAUGGCAAAAGGGAGUGA
Molecule: messenger RNA, 22175 nt
Organism: Podarcis lilfordi (Lilford's wall lizard)
Lineage: Eukaryota; Metazoa; Chordata; Lepidosauria; Squamata; Lacertidae
Source: the annotation of a GenBank genome assembly